This is a messenger RNA of Bipolaris oryzae ATCC 44560, 243 nucleotides long. RefSeq lists its product as uncharacterized. The annotation marks the transcript as partial. The record is from RefSeq and is a predicted model, not a curated record. NCBI's taxonomy places the organism in Eukaryota, Fungi, Ascomycota, Dothideomycetes, Pleosporales, Pleosporaceae. The transcript has a single exon.
GCGUUGCUCAUUUGUCGGCGCAGAGCUGAUAGCCAGGGCCCUGUGAUUGCAUCAAGUCGGCGUCACCGUUCCCCACAGCAAGAGUACAUCAUGAUACGAGCAAUUAUCUUCACAGAAGCUACACACGAGAAAUGGAGAUUGGUGACCGAGAGCAGCAAGCCGUACUUUAGCCUCACUCGUGCACUACAAGAAUUCUCAAAAGACUUGGAGCGGCAGAUGGAAGACAUGACGGGGAUUCUUAGU